AUGGAUGGCAUUAAAUUGUUCAAAGGCGAGCUACUUCUUUACGGGCGACUAAGUAUUAAUGUCAUAAUCCAUCUCGCAUCGCCGCUGGCUCUUGAGACCGACGACGAUAAUGUAGAUAUCAUCAAGCCAGCAGUAUCCAUAGUCACCACUGCUCUGGAAGCAGCUUCUCGCACAUCAUCAGUUCGGCGUGUUAUUCUAACAUCUUCCUGUGUGACACUAAUCCCAUUUGAAUGGAACAUGGCUCCAGAGAGCGAGAGAUUGUACAAUGUCAACGACGUGAACAAUAGCGUCGAGGGCCCAUUCCUGGGGGCAAUGCAGGCAUACUGGGCCUCGCAGGCAUACUGGGCCUCGAAAGCCCUUGCUCGGAAUGCGACCAAGGCCUUCGUCCACGACAAGAACCCUCAGUUUGACUUCGUCAACCUUUUGCCAUCGAUAGCCUUCUUCAGGGUGCCCGUGCAUCGGUGCUUGCGUGUGCCCUCACCUCUAAACACAACUCCUCAUUUCCCCUACGUCGGAACGCCUGUGCAUGUUGCCGACGUUGCUCGAGCACAUGUCGACGCAAUUGAUGCAAAGCGUGUUGCCGGAAAUUCUGAAUUCAUUCUAUCUUCGGACACACCUGAUGGAGUUUUCUGGAAUAGAGAUGUUCGGGACAUCUGUAACAAGCAUUUCCCGGGAGAAGUGGCGCAUGGGCUUUUGCCAUUGGAGGGGUCCUUGACGAGUGUGAAGUGGAGACUGGAUGUCAAGGAAACGGAGGAAGCCUUCGGGUGGCAGUUCAUGUCAUUUGAGCAUACGAUGCGAGACUUGAUUUCCCAAUAUCUUUGGCUUCGCGGGAAGAACACAUAA
Messenger RNA from Penicillium paradoxum, 843 nucleotides. RefSeq lists its product as uncharacterized. Gene Ontology annotation, molecular function: oxidoreductase activity, acting on the CH-OH group of donors, NAD or NADP as acceptor. NCBI's taxonomy places the organism in Eukaryota, Fungi, Ascomycota, Eurotiomycetes, Eurotiales, Aspergillaceae. Bases 1 to 843 code for a protein of 280 amino acids. The record is from RefSeq and is a predicted model, not a curated record. The transcript has 5 exons.